AACCACAAAAACACAAAGCGUUUCUGUCCCAGUUCUUGACGUACUUUGUCCGGUGUUUGUACGUACAAUUCUGUACGUGGGUUUGUACGUAAACGUCGGUAUUCAUAGCAUGUCUCACGCAAGUCUCGCUCCCUACGCUAAGAAAAACCUAAACUAAGAUGGCGGCAGCAGCAACUAUGAUGUUCGGCCAGGAGCAAAUGGUCUCCUCUAAUAACGACAUGGCUCCGGACUGGACCAGCAAGGAAGUCAGCACUGGGACCACUAUCAUGGCUGUGGAGUAUGAUGGAGGCGUAGUGGUCGGAGCCGACUCACGUACUACGACAGGGGCGUACAUCGCUAACAGAGUGACUGAUAAGCUGACUCCUAUCCACGACCGCAUCUUCUGCUGCAGGUCUGGAUCAGCUGCCGACACCCAGGCCAUCGCUGAUAUGGUCACCUACCAGCUGGGCUUCCACAGCAUUGAGCUGGACGAGCUGCCAAAGGUGGAGACCGCUGCCAACCUGUUCAAAGCUAGCUGCUACCGCUACCGAGAGGAGCUAACAGCCGGCAUCAUUGUGGCCGGAUGGGACAAGAGGCGCGGUGGACAGGUGUACUCUGUGCCUAUUGGAGGCAUGUGUGUGAGGCAGCAGGUGUCUAUCGGAGGCAGCGGCAGCUCCUACAUCUACGGCUUCAUGGACGCCAACUACAAGCCUGGGAUGACCAAGGAACAGUGCAUGGAGUUGGUCACCAAUGCGGUCAGCCUGGCGAUGGAGCGUGAUGGAUCCAGUGGGGGCGUGGUCAGACUGGCGGCCAUCUCUGAGAGCGGAGUGGAGCGCCGUGUCGUCCUGGGCGGCCAGCUGCCCAAGUUCUUCACGCACUGAACACACCAACACACUCACAUACACACAUCAUACACACACACACGCGCACGCACACACACACGCCUCCUAGGGGACUUCUGGUUCCAGGUUGAAUGAUUUGUACUAAAUAAUAAAAACUGUUUUGUUGA
Molecule: messenger RNA, 988 nt
Organism: Gadus morhua (Atlantic cod)
Lineage: Eukaryota; Metazoa; Chordata; Actinopteri; Gadiformes; Gadidae
Gene: psmb6
Product: proteasome 20S subunit beta 6
Exons: 7
Coding region: 159-860 (233 amino acids)
Cellular component (GO): proteasome core complex; cytoplasm
Molecular function (GO): threonine-type endopeptidase activity
Source: RefSeq, a predicted model, not a curated record